Molecule: messenger RNA, 1250 nt
Organism: Alexandromys fortis (reed vole)
Lineage: Eukaryota; Metazoa; Chordata; Mammalia; Rodentia; Cricetidae
Gene: Faim2
Product: Fas apoptotic inhibitory molecule 2
Exons: 12
Coding region: 203-1150 (315 amino acids)
Biological process (GO): negative regulation of apoptotic signaling pathway
Cellular component (GO): Golgi apparatus; endoplasmic reticulum
Source: RefSeq, a predicted model, not a curated record
CCGCAGUCUCCUGCGUCCAUAAGCAGCAUCCUCGCAGGCCCUCCCCCUCCCCCUGUGUGGGGAUGGUACGCUCCGGUAAGCCUGGCCGGGCUGCAGUGGAUGUUGCUAGAAUCCACGCGGAGGAAGGAAGAGACGCAAGCAGGCUGCGGUGACCCAAGCAGCCACCCCUACUUCAAGAACCCCUUCCUUGAGAGACGACAUCAUGACCCAGGGAAAGCUCUCUGUGGCUAACAAGGCCCCCGGGACUGAGGGGCAGCAGAAGACAAAUGGCGAGAAGAAGGAGGUUCCAGCAGUGCCCUCGGCGCCGCCUUCCUAUGAAGAGGCCACCUCUGGAGAUGGGCUGAAGUCAGGGACCUUCCCCCAAGCCCCCACGGCUGUGCCCCUCCAUCCAAGCUGGGCCUAUGUGGACCCCAGCAGCAGCUCCAGCUACGAAGCUUUCCCCACAGAAAACCAUGAGCUCUUCACCACCUUCAGCUGGGAUGACCAGAAAGUUCGCCGGCUGUUCAUCAGAAAGGUCUAUACCAUCCUGUUGGUCCAGCUGCUGGUGACCUUGGCUGUUGUGGCUCUCUUUACCUUCUGUGACGUCGUGAAGGACUACGUCCAGGCCAACCCAGGCUGGUACUGGGCAUCCUAUGCCGUGUUCUUUGCAACCUACCUUACUCUGGCUUGCUGCUCUGGACCCAGGAGACAUUUCCCUUGGAACCUGAUUCUGCUGGCCAUCUUUACCCUGUCCAUGGCCUAUCUCACUGGGAUGUUGUCCAGUUACUACAACACUACUUCUGUGCUGCUGUGUCUGGGAAUCACGGCCCUCGUCUGCCUCUCAGUCACCAUCUUCAGCUUCCAGACCAAGUUUGACUUCACCUCCUGCCAGGGUGUGCUCUUUGUAUUGCUCAUGACCCUUUUCUUCAGUGGACUCCUCCUCGCCUUCCUCCUGCCCUUCCAAUACGUCCCCUGGCUCCACGCCGUCUAUGCCGUGCUAGGAGCAGGCGUGUUUACAUUGUUCCUGGCAUUUGAUACCCAGUUGCUAAUGGGUAACCGUCGCCACUCGCUGAGUCCCGAGGAGUAUAUUUUUGGAGCCCUCAACAUUUAUUUAGACAUUAUCUAUAUCUUCACCUUCUUCCUGCAGCUUUUCGGCACCAGCAGGGAAUGAGGAGACCUCCCCAUCCCUACGUUCCUCCAGAGAACGUCCCUUCCCUGUCCUGUGACCCCUCUGUGCUCCUGCAAGUCCAGACAUAAACGUGCUGCAGCCA